UUACUUUUUCUUGUUUGAAUUUAUUGGUUCAUUGGUGAGCUGCAUUUAUGAAGUAGCGGAGACCGCAGCUGGAAUCUGCUGCAGCUUCAAGAAAUUGCUCUCAAGAUGAGCUUUUUGUUUGGGGGCCGUUCCUCGAAAACCUUCAAACCCAAAAAGAAUAUUCCAGAAGGCACUCACCAAUAUGAUCUAAUGAAACAUGCUGCUGCAACUUUGGGAAGUGGCAAUUUGCGUCUUGCAGUUAUGUUACCUGAGGGAGAAGAUUUAAAUGAAUGGGUUGCAGUUAAUACUGUUGAUUUCUUCAAUCAAAUCAACAUGCUGUAUGGUACAAUAACCGAAUUUUGUACGGAAGAAAGCUGCCCAGUUAUGUCAGCAGGUCCCAAAUAUGAAUAUCAUUGGGCUGAUGGUCAGACUGUGAAAAAACCAAUCAAGUGUUCAGCACCAAAAUAUAUAGACUACCUGAUGACUUGGGUACAAGAUCAGCUGGAUGAUGAAACUCUUUUUCCAUCCAAAAUAGGUGUGCCGUUUCCAAAAAAUUUCUUAUCAAUUGCAAAGACUAUCUUAAAACGACUCUUCAGAGUGUAUGCUCACAUAUAUCAUCAGCAUUUUUCAGAAAUAGUGCAGCUUGGAGAAGAAGCACAUCUAAACACUAGUUUUAAACACUUCAUCUUUUUUGUUCAAGAAUUUACAUUAAUUGAUAAAAGAGAGCUUGCACCACUGCAAGAAUUAAUUGAAAAGUUAGCAUCCAAAGACAAAGUUCAAGACACUCCUACACGCUAGCAAUUAUUUUAUUCAAAAUAGUUUUUGCUCUUACAAAUAUUGGUUGCCAUAAUGAGAUUAGAUUUAAGAUUAAAUUAUGAAUUAACUUUUUUCUUUAGAGAGUUAAAUUGUGCAUUGAAAAGUAUUACAGAAAUACACAGAUAAAUAAAUAUAUUGUUAUGCUUUUUUUUUUUUUUUUUUUUUUUUGCACAAUUUAUUUGCUGUAGUGCUGGCUGACAAAAUUUCAUUUGUGGUAUUUUGAAACAUGCUUACAUCCCAUUACAUUCUGCUUAGAAAUAGUUAGAUAAUAUGUUAUGCAAGAUUUUAAAAGAAAACAAUUGUCUAAUAUAUUCAUAAAAAAUACUAAGAGGUACAUAUUUUACUAGCAUAAGCAGAUUGCAGAUGUAUAUUCUAUUAGAAACAAAAAAUAAUAAUAAUAAAUGCCUGUGUAUAUAUAUUUUUUCAAUUAAUUUUCUUGUCAACUUGUUCUUCAGAGCCUUUAAAUUAUAGUUCAUUGUGUAUACUAUGCUUAUGAGCAAAUUCUUUUCAUCAUAAAAAUUUUAUUUUUGCUUCUCUUUAAUUCUUACUUGAAGAAAAAAAUACAAGCUGUAAUUAUUUAUUCAUUUGAAACUGACUUUUGCAAGCCCAUAUUUUUUACAACAUCAAUCAUUAAAUUCUCUUUUAAGGUUUUUAUUAAGAAAUGAGUGAGGCCUGGGAAUAAUUACUGCAAGAUGAGUGCAGGAUAAUAUAAUUGGUGAUUGGGAAUUCCAUAAUGUGGCGGUAUUUACUGAAUGAACUAGAAUUGUGAUUCUAAAAAGAUUUUGUUGCAUGAAUUAAACUAUUGCAAUUCAAAUACCACUUAAAGUUCUCUUUUUGCAUUGAAUAUUUCAAUUUUUAUUGUUUUCCUAAUUUUGAAACAAAACACUACAACAAACCAAAAAUGAGUAAAUAACAAUUUUUGUAAUGUUCUGUAAUUUUUUUCUGGAAAACUCUAGUUGGUGAAUCUUGAAAUUUAUAGGAAAUUGGUUCUUACAAUGUACGUGAAAGUAGAGAAUGUCAAUAUAAAGUAUUUUAACUACAUUUUUUUUUCAUGCAUGCAUCAAUACACAGCAUAUAAAUAACAGCAUCUGAUGUUUUCUUUAUUAAAACUAUCGUAAGAAAAUAAAGAUUUACUUUUCUUUUUAAAAACACACAUUCUUCCUGGUGUGCAGUUAUUGGACCCCAAGUACAAAACGCUUGAGGCCACGACGUUUCCAGAUUUCAAAAUUUUCCGAAUUUUAUUUCCUGAGUUAAAAAGUAGCAAAAAAUAUUAUAUUGUGCUAUAUUUGUCACAAUUUUCCAAAUUUCGACCAUGUUCAUGCUAAUGCCAUUUAAUUCUGCUAGGCAGGAAGUUUCUGGCCUUGUGAGUUAAUAGAUAAAUUGAGCUCUGAUGUUAGACAUUUGGGUUAACUUUUCUCAAAGCAAAUCUGAAAACAACUAUUUUGGAGGAAGGGCCUGAAAUACAUUUCCAAAAACUGUGCAACCAACAUGUCAUAGGUCAUUUGGGGAUAAACGAAACUAGCAGGGGGCAGAGCCCUCUAGUUCCACAUUGAUUAACCUGACUUGAUUUGAUCUCAAGUCUUGUGUUGUGAUUACUAAAUAGUGAGAGAAUUGCAAAUUCUAAACACCUUGACUCUCCUUCCUUGAUAAAGUGGUAACUAGUGAUUGCAAUACCGGUAUACCGAAUACCAGUAUUUGAUGGGGUAGAAUACCGGUAUUUUCUGUAUUGGUUAAAUAUAAUAAAUAGUUUUUAAUUAAAAAGUUUUCAAUUUAACUAAUUUGAUAUAUACUGUUAUUUUAAAUAUAAAUUUCUUUUUCAAUGAGACAGUUCCAAAAUCAAUCUAUUGAAGUAAAAAUUUGGCUUCAAAAGCAAGAAUUUAUAGAAUAUCAAUGAAGAAAAGUAGCGGAAAGAUUACGUAAUGAAAUUUUCUUCACCAGAUGGUGUGGUGAAUCACUUUCGUGAGUUUGUGUGAACCACAUUUUUAUUUUCUCCAGUUCCAUGACUUGC
Uloborus diversus is the source of this 2803-nucleotide messenger RNA. RefSeq names its product MOB kinase activator 1B (gene mats). The transcript is spliced from 4 exons. Gene Ontology annotation, biological process: hippo signaling; positive regulation of protein phosphorylation. The record is from RefSeq and is a predicted model, not a curated record. Gene Ontology annotation, molecular function: protein kinase activator activity. NCBI's taxonomy places the organism in Eukaryota, Metazoa, Arthropoda, Arachnida, Araneae, Uloboridae. Bases 106 to 777 code for a protein of 223 amino acids. Gene Ontology annotation, cellular component: nucleus; cytoplasm.